AUGUCCAAGUGCAAAUAUGAAGAAGAGCUGAACAGACGAACAAAUACAGAAAACGAGUUUGUCUUGCUCAAGCAGAAAGUUGAUGCUGCAUAUGAACAUCAGAAGGAACUGGAAAUGAAGAAGGAGCUGCUGAAAGAGACUGUAGAAUUCCUGAGAGCUUUCUUUGCAGAGGAACGCACUGUGCUGGACUGUCAACUUUAUGAUACAUCUGUAGUUGUCAGCAUGGACAACAGCAGAGGCCUGGACAUGGAUGCCCUGAUCCAGCACAUUGAAAGAUGGUAUCAGAGCAUCGCACUAAGAAGCAAAGAAGAAGCUAACAUCUUUUACAAGAGCCAGAUUGAGGAUCUCCAGAACAAACGAUGCAAGUUCCAUGCAAACCUGGAAAAAAACAACAAUGAAAUUACUGAGCUAAAACGGGUGAUACAGAUAAUGCAGUUGCAGACAGAUAAUGAGAAGAAGAAGGUUGCUUCUCUGCAGGCAGCCAUUGGUGACACUGAAAAACAAGGUGACCAUUCUCUUAAAGAUGCCCAAGAUAAGCAACAAGAACUACAGAACCGCCUGCAGGAUUCCAAGGACAAAUUGGCUGGCCUCUUGAGGGAUUAUCAUGAACUCAUGAAUAUUAAACUGGCCCUUGAUAUUGAGAUUGCCACAUACAAGACAUUACUGGAAGGAGAAGAAAACAGGUGA
This is a messenger RNA of Lacerta agilis (Sand lizard), 687 nucleotides long. RefSeq names its product keratin, type II cytoskeletal cochleal-like. The record is from RefSeq and is a predicted model, not a curated record. Lineage: Eukaryota; Metazoa; Chordata; Lepidosauria; Squamata; Lacertidae. Gene Ontology annotation, cellular component: keratin filament. Gene Ontology annotation, molecular function: structural constituent of skin epidermis. Gene Ontology annotation, biological process: intermediate filament organization; keratinization. The transcript has 6 exons. The coding region runs from base 1 to 687 and encodes 228 amino acids.